CCCUCGUCCUUGCCAAUAUUACAAGGGCGCGGACUGAGGCAGGCACACGCCGUGAUUCACGCCAGCAGCGCUUCCCGAUAGAAGCGAGAGAACGCACUCGCAUGGAUGCCAACGGCACAGGGCUUAUGACCGGCGCGUGACUCGAAAGGUUACCUGAUUCGUGUUGACCUACGCGCGGCCAGGCAUAAACGAUCGAACGAAAGUGGGGGGUCGUGCUAGAGACUGUGCGAGGAGACGUGCGAGGGGACGAGCGUGCAGGCGAACCGUUGCGAGUCAGCAUGGGUCGUCGCACAGCAGCGUCGCGGUUGCGACAGCCGCAGGAGCUGCGACCGACGACGUUGCAGCUAGGCGUGGGCAUGGUGGUGGUGUCGGUGCUGGCGAAACUGGUGAUGAUGUACGACGAGUCCAAGGAGACCGACAGAAUAGCACGGCGAGCCCGCCGGUUCGCUGAGGAGCAGGAAGGGCUGGACCCGCUGACUCGAGAGGAGUGGGAUGCGGUGACAGCAGCGCGGCCGCAGACCCCGUAUGACAGCGCUUUCACUCGCACGGGGGCAAGGAUCCGUACGGGCUCGUGGCCUUCACUGGGAGAAGCAUACAGCUGGGGAGGUGUUGUGUUGACAGAUGCAAUGAAGCGAGCAGAAAGUGGUCAGAGCUCAAGAUAGUGGAGUGAUACAGUUUGAGGAUACAUGUUGCUUCGUUGCCAGGUGUUUGUAUUUUUGUGAUAUUGGUUUGCAUAAAGUCGUUUGGCACGCAUCAGGUUCCGUCACCUCACCACAUAUUCCAAGUUGAACAUAGGUAAGGAUAAUAAAGCUCAGCUCUGUAUAGAUUGACAGUAUUCG
Messenger RNA from Closterium sp. NIES-67, 839 nucleotides. The record is from the annotation of a GenBank genome assembly. Lineage: Eukaryota; Viridiplantae; Streptophyta; Zygnematophyceae; Desmidiales; Closteriaceae.